Molecule: messenger RNA, 414 nt
Organism: Nematolebias whitei (Rio pearlfish)
Lineage: Eukaryota; Metazoa; Chordata; Actinopteri; Cyprinodontiformes; Rivulidae
Product: interleukin-1 receptor accessory protein-like 1-B
Exons: 2
Coding region: 1-414 (137 amino acids)
Biological process (GO): negative regulation of exocytosis
Source: RefSeq, a predicted model, not a curated record
AUGCAAGCCCCCAUCCCUCUCCUGAUCUUGCUACACGCUUUUGUGGUCCAUUGCCAGAAAGUUGUGUCUAAAAGAGGUUCAGUGGAAGGCUGCACAGAUUGGUCCGUGGACUACCUGAAAUACAAAGUGCUUCUGGGGGAGCCCGUCCGCAUCAAGUGCGCUUUAUUCUACGGAUUUAUCCGGGCCAACUACAGCCAUGCGCAAAGCACAGGACUUAGCCUGAUGUGGUACAAAAGUGCCGGGCACGGGGAUUUCGAGGAGCCCAUCAGCUUCGACGGCGCGAGGAUGAGCAAAGAGGAAGACGCUAUUUGGUUCCGACCUGCCGAGUUGGACGAUGUGGGCUACUACUCCUGUGUUUUAAGGUAUGUGUUUGUAAACCUGAAGAAGCUCAUCUCGACCUUAAGCUGUGAAUAA